CCUUUUUUAAUUCUGCCCAGAGAUCUGAGGGAAUAAACAGCAGCAGUGAGCUGGCAAAGCAGACCAAAGUGUCUCUCUGUCGUCGCUCAAGCUGGACUAAAACUCCAAUCUCCUCGUUUACUCUCUUCCAUGCCCCCGGCCCUCUUUUAAGACCACAAGUCAAAGUGAAGAAACUUUUUCCUUUUUUUCACUGAGGGCAGUGACAUCUCUGUUCAUUCGGUGAAUUGCUUUCUCUGCGUCUCUUCUCUUUACCUCUUGUUGUGCAGAAAGAAGGAUGUCUUUCCCUUGGACAGGUAUGCUUUUGCUUAGUUUUCUGCAGCCACUGGAAACCCUGAUGAAAGAAGGAGCUGUCCCGUAUAUUGAAGAAAACUGUGUACCCUCCAGAAUGGAUGCAAAGGCUGGAGAAGAUCACUUAAAAAGACACAUCAACUCCCAAGGCAUCCUGAUGGAGUUACUUGGAGGACUGGGCAGGAUGAGAGACUCAGGACUAACUGCCAAGCAUGAAGAGCAACAGUUCUCAGAAGAACAGCUGAGGUGGAGAAGAACACGUAGAGGAACGAAAGAUGAUGAUGCCAAGUCAGUUCAGCAAUAUAUUCCAGGAGUCAAAGUAGAAUUUCCUCGACCUGCGAAACCAGCCACUUUACAGCCAACAAAGCCUCCAGCACCAUCCAGCACAGAUCCUUUUGAACCCCACCAACAGAGCCCAGCUGUCUACGGUAAUAGAGAGGCCCAGGUUAAUAGAACUGCGGCACUAGGAAAGCGUUUUCAGAUACAGAACCCUCUCUAUCCAGUGACAGAAAGCUCUUAUAGCGCUUAUGCUGUCAUGUUCCUGUCCCUCAUUGUCUUUGCUGUGGGCAUCGUUGGGAACCUCUCAGUCAUGUGCAUUGUCUGGCAUAACUACUAUAUGAAAAGUGCCUGGAAUUCCAUUUUGGCCAGUCUUGCUUUCUGGGAUUUCCUCAUCCUCUUCUUCUGCCUUCCUGUGGUCAUCUUCAAUGAAAUUACCAAGAAGAGACUGCUGGGAAACUUCUCCUGUCGCCUUGUGCCCUUCAUGGAGGUGACUUCUCUGGGAAUCACCACCUUCAGCCUCUGUGCCUUGGGUAUUGACAGAUUCCAUGCGGCUACCAGCCCUCAAGCCAAGCUCCGCCCGAUUGAACACUGCCAUUCCAUCAUUGCCAAGCUGGCUGUCAUUUGGGUGGGUUCCAUGACCCUUUCAAUCCCAGAACUCCUUCUUUGGCAGCUGGCACAGGAUACCUCACUAGUCUCUGGUGUAGUGUCUGACUACUGCACAAUGAAACCUUUUCAGGAGCUGCCCGAGUCCAUUUAUUCUCUGGUUCUCACUUAUCAGAACGCUAGGAUGUGGUGGUAUUUUGGAUGCUACUUCUGCCUGCCGAUCCUCUUUACCGUCAGCUGCCAGCUGGUCACCAGAAGGAUCAGCAGCACAGAGAAGACUGAAUGCCGUGGCAAUAAGCAUGGGCAGUGUGAGAGCCAACUCAACUGCACAGUGAUUGGCCUGACAGUAAUCUAUGGUCUCUGCACCAUUCCUGAAAAUGUCAGUAAUAUUGUUGUGGCCUAUCUGUCUCCUGACAUGACAAAACAGACCCUGGACCUAUUAAGCUUGGUCAACCAGUUCUUCCUGUUCUUCAAAUGUUCGGUUACUCCCGUGCUUCUACUAUGCCUUUGCAAACCCCUGGGGCAGGCCUUCAUGGACUGCUGCUGCUGCUGCUGUGAUGAAUGUGGUCAAGAAACUACUUCCAGUGAUGGUGGUUCUGAAAGCAAAAUCAAAACCGAGAUGUCCUCAAAUAUUUUCUUUGACAAGACCCGAGAGUCACCUCCCCCUGUAGGGGCCAUUGGCACUCCAUGCUAAGUUCAAUCAUCCUAGUGGUAGACCAACAGCAGUUCUUCCACUACCUUUUCCCAAGACCAAAAGUUGUGAUUUUCUUUUAGUAUUAAUUGGUGAAAUAGCUGAACACUGGAGGUGGGAGCUGGUGUCUAUCAUCUGCUUGCUCCAGCGCUGUCUUGUAAGAACUUAUGAACAAGGCAUCACCAAUAGCUAUCUCUUCUCUGCUGAACAGUUAUCAAGGGUGCCAUUGACUCCCCUGAUCUACCACGACUAGAAAGGCUGCUGUUCUGAAUGCGAAAGAUGCUGUGGAAAGGCCCACUUGCAACCCUUUCAAGAAUGGAGAAAUCACCUGUUUUAAAAGAGUUCAUAGUACACACUAACCUAUUCUGCACUGAUGCAGGACCUUACUGUCCUCUUCUUCAUGUCUGCCCCAGAGACAGCCUUGUAUACAAAGUCAGCACUAUCCUAGCCUCAAUAAACCAGUAGACUAAGUAGAAAAA
Pantherophis guttatus is the source of this 2340-nucleotide messenger RNA. RefSeq names its product G protein-coupled receptor 37 like 1 (gene GPR37L1). The record is from RefSeq and is a predicted model, not a curated record. NCBI's taxonomy places the organism in Eukaryota, Metazoa, Chordata, Lepidosauria, Squamata, Colubridae. Gene Ontology annotation, cellular component: signaling receptor complex; plasma membrane. Gene Ontology annotation, molecular function: G protein-coupled peptide receptor activity. Gene Ontology annotation, biological process: positive regulation of MAPK cascade; adenylate cyclase-inhibiting G protein-coupled receptor signaling pathway.